ACCCAAUCAUAUCACCCACUUAUCUCCACUUCCUUUCACUUUGAUUUUGACUAUUAAACUUGUCAGCACUUCAUAUGAGAACUGCACCUUCUAAAUGGUUUUACCAUCCACUACCGCUACCAUCAUGUUCUCUAUUUCACUAUUCGCACCCUCUUCCCUACCAGCUUCAACUGUUGUCAAGUUGGAAACUUUUUCGCUGAAAAAUGGUGGGUUUAUCAGAAUUAGAGGUCUUAACACUCUUUCAAAGGUACCCAGAAAUCCAAAAUUAGCAAUACGUUGUUCUGUUUCGGCUUCGGGUGAUGCAAAUUCCUCUGUUCAGACUGAUGUUCCUUUCCCUUUUGAUUACUCUGAACUUCUUGAACAAGCUGGAGUGGCAGUGGAAUUGGCCAUGAAGGAUAACAAAAAGCUAAUGGAAAUUGAGUUUCCCACAGCCGGACUCACAUCCGUACCAGGUGAUGGUGAAGGUGGAAUAGAGAUGACCGGAAGCAUGCAAUUGAUUCGUGAAUUUUGUGACCGCUUCAUUUUGUCCGAGAAAACCACACGAACAAGAAUAUUUUUUCCAGAAGCUAAUGAAGUCGACUUUGCUAGACAAUCCGUCUUCAGUGGAGCUUCUUUUAAGUUGGACUAUCUGACAAAGCCUUCAUUCUUUGAAGAUUUUGGUUUUGUUAAGAAAGUAAAAAUGUCUGACAGAGUGAAGGAAGAAGAUGAACUUUUCAUAGCAGCCUAUCCGUAUUUCAAUGUCAAUGAAAUGCUUGUUGUGGAAGAACUUUACAGAGAGGCUGUCUUGAAUACUGAUCGGAAACUGAUUAUUUUUAACGGAGAACUCGAUCGUAUCAGAUCUGGGUAUUAUCCACCGUUCUUUUACCCGAAGCUUGCUGAACUUACGAAGUCCUUUCUACCUGCGAUGGAAACUGUGUACUACAUUCAUAAUUUCAAGGGUCGUAACGGAGGAGUUCUUUUCAGGUGCUAUCCGGGUCCUUGGAAGAUCCUGAGAAGAGUGGGGAAUAGUAAAUAUGUUUGUCUACAUCAGCAGGAUACUAUGCCAUCCCUCAAGGAAGUUGCUCUUGAGAUUCUUCCAACAAAUUGAUGUAUCUGUUAAAUAAUAGUAAUGAAUGAAGAAAGAAAGAUUAAUGGAAAGAAAACUUACGAAAUUUUGUGUGCUGAUGAGCAACAGGAGUUGGUCUCCAGCUUCUUCUUGGGAGAUCAGGAUUGAUGUCAAAGGUUGGCAUCUGAUGAGGGAAGGAUUGAAGGCUGUGGCUAAUAGAAUUGGCAGCUUCUAGUGUUGAAAUGGUGUUUAUAUUUGAAUAGAUACCAAGUUGUUGCUGACUUGCAGUACAGUUUAGAAAUUCAUAUGGGCCAUACAAGUUUUCUGUGUUUGUGUAUUGUACAGAAUUUGUCAUUUGUCAACAGGUACAGAUAAACUAAUGUUUUAAAAAACGGUUUAGACCGUCUGGUUAACUAUUGAA
Molecule: messenger RNA, 1466 nt
Organism: Lathyrus oleraceus (garden pea)
Lineage: Eukaryota; Viridiplantae; Streptophyta; Magnoliopsida; Fabales; Fabaceae
Product: protein LPA3
Exons: 10
Coding region: 95-1087 (330 amino acids)
Source: RefSeq, a predicted model, not a curated record